ACUGGCGCAAACAACACAAACAGCAGCCACGGUCACACCGAGCCAAAGUGGAAGGGAAAUAGAAAAUUUGACUUGACAAAAAGUGCACACAAUGCAAAUAAAAUAGAGUGCGUGCACGCAUUAAAUGCCCAAAUCCGCGAGGCCGUUACGCCGACGUAGCAAUAAUUGUCGCCAAAAGCCAGAGCGCGCGUGUUUGCGAAGUAUAUCGCGGAAAUUGAAGAUUUUUUGGCAGCGGCGAGUAGUCUCCCCCCACCCCGUCCGAAUAACAGCGGCCGAAAGAGCGAGUGUUUUGCGAAGCAGCGAGUGCCUGGCCAAUGUGGUGCAGCUCCCCCGUCGACCGCCGCCACCCGCGCUCCCCCUUCGACCCUAUUAACGCGCAAAAUAUACGCCACUAGUUGUAGUUGUGGGCAGUAGUAGCAGCAGCAGCAGCCGAUCAGCUCGGCCUUUGUGCAGCAGAUUAGUGGCGAAAAAGGCCAACGAAAAGCCCCGGUUAGCUGGGCCGGUAUCCAGGAGCGAACACCAGACAGCCAUCGGCGACUCCGGCUGUGAUGCAGCAGCAGCUGCUGCCAGCUAACGAGAUUCUGGACGCCUUUUGCACCCACCACACGUAACUAGAGCACCCACACACACAAGGGAGCGCACAUACACAAGGGCGCGCGCACACACACAUACACAGCCAACAGGCAAACGGGCACACUAGCGUGUGGCCAUUGAUGCAGUGCAGCCGCUUGCACGGAUUCGGGAUCGGAAGGUGAAAAGGACUGUGCUGAGAUGAUUUGCAAACAGGACGUACUGCUGUGGUUUGAGAAACUCGAGAGCUACAAUCGGAUCGAAACGAUGUACGCCCUGCUCACCGCCUGCCUGCCAUUCGAGCUCCGCUUCUUGGGCACGCUGCUGGAGGAGCAGGGCCGUUGCGACUCGGAGACGCUGCGCGGCAUGGAGUUGCGGGCAAAUAAUCCACAAGAGCUGGCCGCCGAUAUGGUCAACUGCCAGAAGGGCGACCCCACCGACCGGAAGAUCCGACGCAAGAUGGCCCUGUAUCUGGCGCUGAUCCGCGCCUGUAACCGCAACUGUGUCAGUGAGAUCUAUCGGACGCUGGAAUGCUGGGGAGAGUGCGACUUUGGCUGUAUCAACGACCAGGACACACUGUUGGAGCUCCUACUUGUCUACACGAUGGCGGCUAUUCACCCAGUGUUCUCCAUGGAAGAGCAGAAAAAAAUCUUCGGUAUUCUAGCCAAGAUCAAGGAAAAUAAGCUGGUAGCUGAGCGAUUUACGCCGCAGAUGCAGGCGCAGACGCCGACGCCAGCACCCCAGCAUCCACACCCGCCGUCCCCACAUGACCUGAUCCUCCAACAGCAACCGCCACAUGUGAUCCACCAAAUACCAGGGCCACAACAGCCACCACCACACCCACAACAUCCCCAAAUGGUGCAGGUGUUGCAGACGCCGCAGGGCAACAUCCCCAUGAUAUUUCCCCAGCAUUUUUCCAAGCUAAUGCCCGGUUCUGAUGGAACGCACCAGAUCAGUGUCGAAGGCAUGCCGCAUCUGAUGCAGCCAAACAUCACCAUUCCAGGGGACACGAGUGCCAUUAUCGGUCACCAAAGCACGGGGUGGACGAUGCGCCACUACGUGCCACAACCGCCCCACCAACAGCCCGCUCUGCAGCAGCAGCAGCCGCAGAGUCUGGACCAUCAAGUGCCACCGGCUAGCUCGCCUAUGCUUAGCCAGCAGUCCUCGCCCUCGAGCAGCCGCACCACAAGUCCCCAGCGGGACCGCUCCCUCAUUAACGUUCCAAUGCAGGCGCAGCAGCAUCAGCAGCAGCCGCAGCAACAGCCGAUGAGGAGCAUGUCGCAGCGACUGACGGGACAGAAGAAUGCGCGACGUCCUUCGGUGGAGACAACGCCGCCGCCAACCUCAAUUGGCGGCGAGCAGCAACACGAUAGUAUCAACGAAGGCGGCAGUAGCAAUUCCAGUGGAACCAGCCUGCACAGUCUAAUUCGCAACGGUUUCCCGCGCCCAGGACACCACCACCGCGUUAAGGCGAACGUUUUCAUACCACAGCAGCAGCAGCAGCAACAACAGCACUAUCAGAACCCCAACUACAACAUGAAUGUUAUGAUGCAGAGUAUGAAUAUAAACGACGAUGGCAGCGGCUCGAUGAUGGGUUCGAUGAAUUCCACCAAGAGUGCAGCAACCACAGGCAGUGAAUCGGGCAGCUCGAAUGGAUCCUGUGGUGACCUGUCGCCCUCGGAGACACCGACGCCCACGCAACUGUCACUGCCUCUUCACAGUUCAGUUGAUGGCGGCAUGGGCAUGAUCACCACGGUGGUGCCCACCGGCCUGGGAAGCUAUCAGCCGAAGCAGCACCACCUCAGCUACAAGCAGCAGCAGCAGUUGAACCUGCAGCAACGGCUAAACGGACGCAAUGGUAUGGACAAGAGCUACCAGCAAGUAUACACGACGGGCUCGCCAAGCAUCGUUAGCGAUGCGCAAACCAUGAGUAGCGGCAGCCUGCAGCAGCAACAGCAACAGCCGCAGACACUGCUCAUCAGCCAGUCGCCGGUGAGCACGCCCACGACAACGGUGCUCCUGCAGCCGCAACAGCCACCGCCCACAGCCUACAACGCGAGUUAUCCAUAUCACCAGCGAGGACCCCCGCCGCCACAACAGACGAUAUUCCAGGCGCACAGUGCGCCGCCGCCGCAAACGGUACGCGGUGGCUUCCGCUAUCCUAUGGGUCCCCCUCACAAUGGAGAGCUCAUCUACCCGGCCUUCCACACGAGCCUGGCCUUCCUGCCGAUGACGGCGGGCGGCACUCCGACGGCGGUUACGCCGCCGCAACUACAGAGCACGGCCGCCGUGGUCAGCACGAACGCGGUGUCCGUCCAAACGGUGCCCACGCCGCAACAGCAACCGGUUCCCAGCACGACGCCCUACAGCGCGCUAACCGUUUGUCCCAUUACGGGAGCGGGCGGUGGCGGAAACGGACAGAAGGUGAUCUCCUGCUACAACUGCGGAUCGCAGACGCACAGCGGGCGGGAGUGCCAGGAGGCGUCCAUGGAGGAUGUGACGCGCAAUGCCAGCUACAAACUGGACUACUCGGAGACGAGCAUGGAUGCGAACUCCGCGGGGGAUCACCACAAGGAUGUGGGCGUGAUGCCGAUCAAUUCGGCGACGACUGCGGGGACGGUGACCAGUACGGGGAAAUAAUACGGAGGGCCCAUGUAUUCACAUACAUAUAUGGAAAUAUAAUUACUGCUAUAUUAAUGAUUAUGCAUAAUCCUUACCUACUUAUACGAAUUACCAUUUAUUCUGAUUGUGUAGUGCGGAAAUCAAAUUUCUCGCCUUUGCCACGUCUCUUAGUUCGGUAAGCCUCUCAAUUCGCGUUAAUUCGAUUCGAGGAUCGGCAGGCGGUUGCCUAAGUCUUGACAACCCUUAUCCGUAAAUAAGAAUGAUUUAGAUGUAUCCUGCCCUGCCACUCCCCGUUCCCCACACGGCCACACACAUAGUCGAUAACGAAUUUUAGUCAUAUGCAACUCUAAAUAUUUAUAAUGUUAAGUUGAAUGUACAACAGCAAUAAGUAAUAAUUAUCCUAAUCCGCGUUCCGUAAACUCACUCACACGGGCAGAUGUUACAAAUGCCGCGAUCGAAUUAAGCUAAAGAACCAUUACGUAAGCCACUACGCGACUACGGAAGGCGUAUCCAAACCGUAAACGUAACGAAGGAGAUAAAGUAACCUAGGAAAACAAAACAAAAAAAAAAACUACAACAACAUAAAACAGAACACACGUAGCAUACGGAAUACCUAGCAAAUAUAUAAAAAAUUGAUUAUGUGUAUAAACAAACGAGCGUAGCAGCACAAUGUGCAUAGUUAACCGACUUCUUAUUCCAACCAAACCUUCUGAUUUUCAUCACCCUACUCUAGUUACUCCUUCAUCUAUUUAUUUGCGGCUCCUUUGUUUAAACAUGUAUUUUAGCAAUGUUUUUUUUGUACUUUAUAUAAAUACCUACAUACUUAUAUACAUAACAUAUAUAUAAAGAUAUAAAUAUUAUUUUAAAGCAACCAAUCGUAUAUGAUACACUCUUAUGUGGAUAGGGCGUACAUUAUUGCUAAGCACUCUAAUUAUUAUUUUAUGUACUCACAACUUGACCCCCAAUCGUGUGGGCAACUGUUUAUGUAUGAACUGGCCAAGUUAUAGAGAAUAACCGUUAAGGUCACGCCAAAACCCGCCCACGGUUGACCACAAAAUACAAUUGCCUGCCCUUAGUUUCUUAUGUAUAGACGUUGUUAAAAUUUUGUAAAGUCGGCAGACGAACUGCAAGGCAAUGAAAAGAGAAGAAGCAAAAGAUUUACAUGAAAUACACACUUUUCUGAGUUGGCUGCUAAUGCGUAGGCAUGACAAACAAUUAUUAUAUUUCAUUGAAAUAAUAAAAACAAAUUGUUUCUAAAUCUCGUGUACCAACACAAAGCUACAA
Molecule: messenger RNA, 4476 nt
Organism: Drosophila ficusphila
Lineage: Eukaryota; Metazoa; Arthropoda; Insecta; Diptera; Drosophilidae
Product: ataxin-2 homolog
Exons: 3
Coding region: 772-3210 (812 amino acids)
Molecular function (GO): zinc ion binding; nucleic acid binding
Source: RefSeq, a predicted model, not a curated record